This is a messenger RNA of Aplysia californica (California sea hare), 1910 nucleotides long. RefSeq names its product alpha-L-fucosidase. The transcript has 8 exons. Gene Ontology annotation, cellular component: lysosome. Gene Ontology annotation, molecular function: alpha-L-fucosidase activity. The record is from RefSeq and is a predicted model, not a curated record. The coding region runs from base 222 to 1622 and encodes 466 amino acids. Gene Ontology annotation, biological process: glycoside catabolic process; fucose metabolic process. NCBI's taxonomy places the organism in Eukaryota, Metazoa, Mollusca, Gastropoda, Aplysiida, Aplysiidae.
CCUUGCCAAAGAUAGGUAAUUUAUAGCGACAGGUACUUCGCAUGUAACAUUUUAGACGUUUUUGUAAGUCCAGUUACAUUCAUUAGAACGCCCCCAGGCAGAAAUAUCAACCCGCAGUUUUGUUUCCCUGAGUAUCGCCAGCUUGUUUGGUCAUGUGACUUUGAUAAUAUUAUAAGCAGCUCAGCAGCCGGCCAGUUUCUGCAGCCAGUUCACUGGUUAACAUGACAUCGUUAACUUGUGCCGGAAAAGGUCUCGCCUUUUCCUUUCUGAUUUCAGCCUGUUUUCUUUCUUUGUUCCAAGAUGUCAAUGGUUACGAGCCUAAUUGGAAGUCGAUAGAUUCGAGGCCUCUGCCUGGUUGGUACGAUGAUGCCAAAUUGGGUAUCUUCAUUCACUGGGGAGUUUUUUCAGUCCCCAGUUUCUCAUCAGAGUGGUUUUGGUAUAGAUGGAAAGUCAAAAAAUAUCCGCCAGUUGUUGAAUUCAUGGAGAAGAAUUAUCCACCAGACUUUACGUAUGCAGACUUUGGCAAGGAGUUUACUGCUGAAUUUUUUGACGCAAACAAAUGGGCAGACAUGUUUGAGAAAGCUGGCGCAAAGUACGUGGUCUUCGUAAGCAAGCAUUGUGAAGGAUUCACUAACUGGCCGUCAAAAUAUUCUUUCAGCUGGAAUUCAAUGGCUGUUGGACCUAAAAGAGAUAUUGUUGGUGAACUCAUGAAUGCCACACGGAGCAGGACUGAUCUGAAGUUUGGCCUGUAUCACGUAUUGUAUGAGUGGCUCCACCCUUUGUAUCUGAAGGAUAAGGAGUCUGGAUUUAAGACGCAAGAUUUUGUCAAUCUAAAGACAAUGCCUGAAAUGUAUGAGAUUGUGGAGACCUACAAGCCUGAGAUCUUCUUUUCUGAUGGGGACUGGGAAGCUCCAGUUGAGUACUGGAAGUCUUUGGAGUUCUUGGCUUGGCUCUACACCUACAGCCCUGUUAAGGACACAGUUAUUGUAAACGACAGAUGGGGAAUUGGCGCUAACUGUACACAUGGAGGGUACUACACAUGCGGAGACCGCUACAACCCAGGUGUCCUUCAGAAACAUAAAUGGGAGAACGCAAUGACCAUCGACAAAAGAUCGUGGGGUUUCAGACGAAAUGCUCCCUUGGCCGAUUAUCUGAGCAUUGAGGAACUGCUGCAGACAUUCGUUAUUACUAUUAGCUGCGGAGGCAACAUGCUGAUGAAUAUAGGACCUCCCAAACAUGGCCAAAUUUCUCCGAUAUUUGAGGAGCGACUUCUUCAGGUGGGGUCUUGGCUUAAGGUCAACGGCGAGGGUGUCUAUGCUUCCAGGCCUUGGACUUACCAGAAUGAGACUGUGACCAAAGGUGUAUGGUACACAAAGAAAACCGAUGCCAGUGGCACGUCCCUGUACGCUUUUGUCUUCCACUGGCCAGACACGGGGACUCUCAGCCUUGAUUUACCUCAGGUAUCUUCUGCUACCAAAGUAUCUCUGCUGGGGUAUCCGACCUUGUUCAACUACCAUGCUCGUAGUCCCAGAGGGCUGGACAUCUCCGUUCCUCCUAUCGCUGUGAGCAAAAUGCCUUGCCAGUGGGUGUGGGUCUUCAAGAUCACCGCUGUGGUUAACUGAAUUUUGAGAAAAUUAUGAUGUGUUGUAAUGUUGUUGUAAAGGGCUUCUCCUGACUACAGAUUCAAGCCUUGCAAAAAGUACUUAUUAUGCGGAUAUAACAUUUUAUAUCACAGAUCAACGAGCUUUGAAUUUUUGUUACAAAAUGCCCCCCCCCCCCAUAAAAAAAAAAAAAAAAUAAAUAAACACACAAAAAAAACAACAACAAACAAAAAUCGAAUGUUUCAGUUGUAAUUAGCAACCACAAUUGUUUAUAAGAACGAUUGGUCUCGUAGUUUUUUGGUUUUCUUU